This is a messenger RNA of Frieseomelitta varia, 430 nucleotides long. Its product is annotated as ATP synthase-coupling factor 6, mitochondrial-like. The transcript is spliced from 4 exons. Gene Ontology annotation, molecular function: proton transmembrane transporter activity. Lineage: Eukaryota; Metazoa; Arthropoda; Insecta; Hymenoptera; Apidae. Gene Ontology annotation, biological process: proton motive force-driven ATP synthesis. Bases 118 to 405 code for a protein of 95 amino acids. The record is from RefSeq and is a predicted model, not a curated record.
GAGAUUUUUGUUGAUGUAGCUUAUUACAAGUAAGAGUACACUCUAUCUAUUGGCAUAUACUCUAAGGUAGCAGUUAUCGACAAGUGUUUUGCAGGAUUUGCCAAAUAAAAAGGAAAAAUGCUUACUCAAAGGCUAACUAUAAAUGUACCAAAAGUUAUCAAACGUAACAUUGGUAUUCUUGCACCAGCACUUCAAAAAGCAACAGAUCCCAUACAACAACUUUUCAUAGAUAAAAUCCGUGAAUAUACAGCAAAAAGCAGUGGUGGAAAAUUAGUUGAUGCUACUCCUGAAAUUGAAAAAGAAAGGCAGUCAGAGCUUGACAGAAUUCGGAAACAAUAUAAUAUACAAGGUGAUCCAAAAGAAUUCCCAAAACUUAAAUUUGCAGCUGUGGUAGUCGAAAAAUAAAUGCAGUAUGUAACUCCUUAUAUAU